Molecule: messenger RNA, 744 nt
Organism: Pneumocystis carinii B80
Lineage: Eukaryota; Fungi; Ascomycota; Pneumocystomycetes; Pneumocystales; Pneumocystaceae
Exons: 5
Coding region: 1-744 (247 amino acids)
Biological process (GO): protein import into mitochondrial matrix
Cellular component (GO): TIM23 mitochondrial import inner membrane translocase complex
Source: RefSeq, a predicted model, not a curated record
AUGUAUUCGAGAAGUUUUAAUUGUGCUAAAGGGCUUUGCAAUAGUAGGAAUAGUAUAAUUCAGAUAUCAAAUCAGUUCCGAUGUAUAAGAUUAUAUAAUACUGAUCGAUUUUUAAAUUUAAUACAAACAUUAAAAAAAGAUAAGGGAAAAAUAUUUUUAUUCUUUAAGGAUGAUACAACAAAGUCAUGGAAGCAGCUUCGUUUUAUGGAAAAGGCUAGUCGGAUGGUUUCAAUUAGCUUAAAAUUAUCUAUUAUUAUUCUAGGAGUUGUUGUUUUAUCUUUAGCAAGCUACUCUUUAGGAAGUUAUCUUUUUGUUGUAGAGGCUCCUGCCAUAAAUACGUCUCUUGAAUAUAUAAAAAAUAAUGAGGAGGUUAGUAGAAAUUUAAUCGAAGAAAUUAAUAAUAGUCAGUGUAAAAGAUUACUUGGAAAUAAUAUAAAGGUGUUUAGUGGGUCUUUUCAAAAUAGUAUUCGUCGAAAUUCAUAUAUACCAUCUCAAAGAAUAAUAGAGCCAGAUGGUCGUGAACAAUUAAUUAUGCGAUUUUAUGUAAGAGGGGAUAAAUCCGAAGGUGAAGUAGGUCUUAAAAUGAUUAGAAAAACAUCUGAAGAAAGUUUUCAAUAUCAAUAUUUAUAUCUUGAUGUAAUGGUUGAUAAUUCUCUUCAAAGGAUAUGGCUAAUUGAUGUCAAUAAAGUUAAAAAUGAAACGAAAAAAAACAAUUUUCUUUUACGUUUCUGGGGAUUAAGAUAG